Populus euphratica (Euphrates poplar) is the source of this 1538-nucleotide messenger RNA. RefSeq lists its product as uncharacterized. Gene Ontology annotation, biological process: positive regulation of transcription by RNA polymerase II. The transcript has a single exon. Gene Ontology annotation, molecular function: RNA polymerase II cis-regulatory region sequence-specific DNA binding; protein dimerization activity; DNA-binding transcription factor activity, RNA polymerase II-specific. The record is from RefSeq and is a predicted model, not a curated record. Bases 1 to 1413 code for a protein of 470 amino acids. NCBI's taxonomy places the organism in Eukaryota, Viridiplantae, Streptophyta, Magnoliopsida, Malpighiales, Salicaceae.
AUGACGAGAAAGAAGGUUAAGCUUACGUGGAUAGUGAAUGAUGCUGCGAGGAAAGCUAGCCUCAAGAAAAGGAGAGUCGGGUUGCUGAAAAAAGUGAGCGAGCUAACCAUACUAUGUGGCAUCGAGGCCUUUGUUAUCAUCUACAGUCCAGAUGAGCCCGAACCAGCUGUCUGGCCGUCACGCCCUGAGGCGCAACAACUUCUUAUGAGGUUCCAAAACAUGCCCGACAUGGAGCAUUAUAAGAAGAUGAUGAAUCAAGAAACUUAUCUGAAAGAGAGGAUGGCCAAACUAAAUGACCAGUCCAGGAAGCACCUAAAGAAUAACAGGGUGUUGGAGAUGGCUGGUCUCAUGCAACAUGUUUACCAAGAUAAAGGAUUCGAUGGCUUGGACGAAACUCAAUUGUGUGGUUUAACUUGGUUGGUGGAGGAGAAAAUGAAGGAAAUAAGGAAAAGGGUUGAAUAUUUCCAACAAAUUCCUCCACUCCAGCCAGGUGCAUUCCCACCUGGUCCUUUUCCUUCUAAUCAUCAAGACCCUAAAAAGCAUGAUGGUGGCGACGAUGAUGGAACUAGCGGCCAAGCUGGAGGAGAACCUGGAGAUGGGAGAAACAAUCCAAAAGAUGGUUGUGCAUCAUGGGACCACUGGUUCACUGAUAUAAUAAACAACACUGAACAUAAUGUUGCUGGAGGUAGCAGUGCCAGAAAUGUCUUGGGGCUACCACAUCUAAUUAACUUUACUGGUGUAAGCUCUGGAUGGGGACCUGAUAUUGGAUUCCACCAUGGGCAUAAUGGUGGUGGUGGCAGCAGUUUUAGAGACAUUUUUGGAUUAGGCCUCCCUCAUAGCAGAAAUAUGGGAGGCAUCCGUGAUGGACAUAAUUUUGAUCUGGGGCAGCUGCCUCAUGAAAAUGAAAGUUUAAGAGGCAGCAGUUCUGCAGGUGGAAACAAUUUUGAUUUGAGGCUACCUCUUGGCAGCAAUAUGACAGGAGGUAACAAUGCUGGAAACGGUUUUGAUCAUUGGCUGCCUCGUGACCCAGGAUUUAAUCCAGGAGGUAACAAUGGUGUUGGACGCAAUUUUGAUCUGGAUUUGCCUCGAGGAAAUGAUGUAGGGGGCAAUAGCACUGGUGAAAACAACUUCGACCUGUGGCUGCCUCAUGUAAAUAAUACGGGUCGCAAUAGCGCUGUUGUGAAUAAUGUUGAUCCUUGGCUGGCUCAUGGAGAUAUGGGUGGAGAGAAUUUAGGACUGGGGCUGCUUCCUGGAAGUAAUUUUGCAGGAAGCGGUACUGGUGGAAAUCCUUUUCAUGGACUGCAGGGGAUGCAUCGUCGCGGCCAUAGUGGAGGCGGAGCAGGCAGUGCUAGUGGAAGCGACCUGAGGCCGCCUGGAUCAUUUGGAACUGGUUCAAGUGAUAAUAUAGGGUAGCCAUUUGAUGUUACCAAAAGCUGGCCUCGUAACAACUUCAAUCCUUGAUUUGCAAGGAUUUUCUAGCUUGUGUGUUCGGUCUAAUAAUUUCUUGGAUGUCGGUCUCAUGCAUCCCCCCUCCCCCA